Molecule: messenger RNA, 1571 nt
Organism: Camelina sativa (false flax)
Lineage: Eukaryota; Viridiplantae; Streptophyta; Magnoliopsida; Brassicales; Brassicaceae
Source: RefSeq, a predicted model, not a curated record
ACUUGGGGAACUCAGCAACGUCUUUCUCUUUCUCCCUACUACAAAGUACAAACUCUUCACACACACACACACACCUCUCUCUCUCAACCCUUUCAUCUCACUCAACUCACAACAAGUCACCUCUCUCUCUCUCUCUAGAAGAAGCUAAAAUCUAGAUCGUCCUCCUUCAUUAAGAUAGAUACCGUGAACGGUGAACCACACACAGAAAUAGAGGAAAGAAGAGAGAGCUUCACGAUCUUGAUUCUUAUAUUUCUUCUUUACUUGUUUCUUUAUUGCAAUGGUGGAGCUCAAAGAUCAAGAUAUGGGAGAAGGUAUGCAAUGCGUAACACAUCCUUACACAAAGAAUCCAGGUGGUAUCUGUGCACUCUGUCUCCAGGAAAAGCUUGGUAAGCUCGUUACUUCCUCUUUCCCUGUUCCAAAAUCCAACAGCCUCUCUUCUUCUUCUCCUCCUAAGUCCUUCAGUCCUUCCACUACAUCUCUCGCUCUGUCUCUCUCAUCCGGAAGUAACGGAAGAGACUCCACAAACAACAACAAUCUCCCGUUUCUGCUGGCGAAGAAGAAGAAGAGUAUGCUCGCAGCUUCAUCUUCCUCUUCUUCUUCCUCCUCUUCGUCUUCUUCAGCUAAUCUGAUCUACAAGAGAAGUAAAUCCACGGCUGCUGCUUACGGUGAGAGUUUCGGCCAAAGGAAACGAAGUGGGUUUUGGUCUUUUCUUCAUCUCUACUCUUCGAAACAUCAGAUCAGCACCACCACCAAAAAAGUCGAUAACUUUAGCCAUUCAAGGAGGAACCAGAGAACAGAGACAGGAACAGAGUCAUCUAAGAGGAUCGGUGGUGGUGGAGGCAUUGAUGUGAUAGUUGAGGAAGAAGAUGAGACUCCUGCCAAAGUGGUUUCAGAAACGCCAACAAAUGGUAUUGGUAAUGGUGGUGGUGGUUCGUCUUUUGGGAGGAAAGUGUUGAGAUCUAGAUCUGUUGGCUGUGGAAGUAGAAGCUUCUCUGGUGAUUUCUUUGAGAGGAUCUCUAACGGGUUUGGUGAUUGUGCCUUGAGAAGGAUUGAGUCUCAGAGAGAAGCCACCAAGGUCAUUGGUAAUGGAGGUGGUGAAGCAGCGGAUGCCAUGAGUGAAAUGGUCAAAUGUGGUGGCAUCUUUGGUGGGUUUAUGAUCAUGACAUCAUCAUCUUCUUCAUCAUCAACAACAUCUUCAUCGACGGUUGAUCAUCACAAUCAUAAGAUAGGGAACAGAAGCUGGGGAUGGGCUUUUGCUAGUCCAAUGAGAGCCAAGGCUACUACUAAUCAUAGAGGUCGUACUAUUACAGAGUCUUCAGCUGACAACAAGAACACAUCUCCUAAUUUGGACUCAAUUCCUUCAUUGUUGGCUUUGAAAAGCUAAAAAGAGAGAGAAAUGCAUUACUAAGUAUUUCUAAUCUUUAAUUCUAGAGAUUUUCAUAUUUCAUUCAUGUGCUUUUAGUUAGGCUGUUCUUUUGUUCUUUGGACAUUUGUUUGAAUCUUUUGAUUUCAAUGAGUAAUGUAAUGUCAUACUACUCUCUUGUUCAUUUCUAUGUUUGGCAUCUUGGUUA